AUGGAUUUCGAUCAUGCAUAUAGGCGGCACAAACUUUACAACCUUAGAAAUCAGCAACGCAAAGGCAAUGAACCAGAAGUGGCACAUGUUGAUAGCGCUAUUACCGCGCCCUACAAUUCGUUUACUGGAGUUACACUACAAAAAGGUGCUGCACUUUCUUCAGAAAUGGAGAACUAUAGAAGAAGGGUGAUUGCUCUCCUUAACUUCUUUGACUCCAUAGCUCCACAUUGGUGGGAUCAGUUGCAUCUCUUCAAUGGAAAGUGGGUUAAACGCCCAAGCAGAAGUGCAGAUCUAAUUGUCAGGCUGCAGACAAGAUUAAAGGCCCGCCUUACACGUCUCACACCUCGUAUGGUGAUACCGGCUGCUGCAGCUGUCAUCACUAUAGAAGAGAGUGAUAUUGUCCCCGUUCUACCGCAAAAUCUCUUACAUUCAACCAAACCACACGCCAAUCGACGACUCAAAUUGGGGAAAUUUGAAAAUGAGCAAGAAACAUUAAAAUUGGCUUACUCCAUCGCUCGACGUUUGGGAGAAGUUGAAAGAAUGAAACAGCAGUUAAUUUUGUAUGCAGUUGAGUGGAUAAAUGCUGAUGGUAGGGACUUUCCCCGCAGAGCACAAAGACUCGCUUUACUCACAAAGAAUAUAAAAUGUUGCCUCAUUGAACGCUUCAAGGGGGUGCAAGCCCUCAUUACUCAUUACUAUCGUCGACGAUCUUCCAACAAUUCAGAUGAUGGUUUAAAUGCGUACUACUUUGGGAUUGAAGCGGAUCCCAAAUCACGUCUGAUGCAUGCUUUUAGUGAAGUUACCGCUGCAAGUUUAAGCACCACUAGUAUGGAGAUUCUACGAGUCAUGGCUAACGCUGACUUGACCCUUGCUACUGAUCCAACAUUUACAACUGACUUUAUUGACUAUUAUUCACCAAAUAUCCUUCCAAUGUCUGCUUAUACGCUGACGUCUGUCACUACUGAUGUUACUACGCAAGAAGAGAAUGCACAGUUGGGGGAGGCUGAAAGAAGCACGACUGAUAAUUUUGCCGAUGAAGAAGACCAUGGAGAGCCAACAAAGUCACGGUAUCAAACCAAUCCUGAGGCUUUGCUGGAUCAGCGUAUCCCUUCGAUACAGCCAUCCUUGAUGGGCAAGGUGCCUGAAAUUCAGCGGCAUGAUAGCCUUGGUAAGGCAGAGCUUUCAGCAGACAAAUCAAGAGAGGAAGAAGAGGAGGCUUUUACAUUGCCGGAUAUUAAUAGUCACAGACUACGGCGCCUCGACUCGGGUUCUCGACGGAGGCGAGAAACCGCUCAACUUGUCACAAAUUUACUUACAUUACAAGGAUCGAAGUCUUCCGAAGAAAACGAGGAUAGAUCAACAGGAAAUGUGAAUUCCCAUCCAACACUAAAGCAUAUUAGCAGCAGUACUGCUCUGCCAUCCACAUUGCUCUUCCGACCCUCCAGUUUUGAAGAUAACCAAGGAAACAUUGCUACGCAAGCAAACAUAACUUUAUCUGAUGAGACUACUUAA
Molecule: messenger RNA, 1512 nt
Organism: Hydatigera taeniaeformis
Lineage: Eukaryota; Metazoa; Platyhelminthes; Cestoda; Cyclophyllidea; Taeniidae
Source: the annotation of a GenBank genome assembly